AUGGCGAUAGCGAGAACCGGUGUAUUCGUGGACGACUAUUUGGAAUAUUCGAGUACGUUACCCGCGGAGCUUCAGAGGUUGCUCAACACCAUUCGAGAAUUGGAUGAGAGAUCCCAAGCGAUGAUAAAUCAGACAAGGCAGCAAACCAAGUACUGUUUGGGAUUGGCAUCUCAGGGAAAUGGGGGAUUAUUCUCAAGGAAAUAUGGUGUCAACAGCGAUGAAGACGAUGAAGCAAUUGAAAAGCUUCAAAAAGAUAUUGAGGCCAACCAGGACAGUGCACUCAGUCUCUGUACAGAAAAGGUUCUAUUGGCCCGACAAGCUUAUGAUCUCAUAGAUAGCCACGUAAAACGACUUGAUGAGGAUCUGAACUACUUUGCAGAAGAUCUGAAACAAGAAGGAAAAUUAGCACCGGAUGAUCCAGUUGUACUUCCUCCAUUACCUUUAUUUCCCAAAAAUGAAAGACGCAAACCAAUUUAUGGAACUCCUCAGUCAAAGAGGUUUGACUACAGGGAUCGGGAUUGGGACAGGGAGCGUGAUAGAGAUUUUGAGCUUAUGCCUCCUCCGGGGAGCCUUAAAAAGGAUUUUUCUUCACCUGUUGAGCUUGAUCAGCCUAUUGAUCCAAACGAACCUACCUACUGCGUCUGUCAUCAGGUAUCUUUUGGUGAUAUGAUUGCUUGCGACAAUGAAAAUUGCCAAGGGGGCGAAUGGUUUCAUUAUGCUUGCGUUGGCCUGACUCCAGAGACGAGGUUUAAAGGAAAGUGGUAUUGCCCAACUUGUAGGCAAUUACCACACUGA
This is a messenger RNA of Fraxinus pennsylvanica, 795 nucleotides long. The record is from the annotation of a GenBank genome assembly. Lineage: Eukaryota; Viridiplantae; Streptophyta; Magnoliopsida; Lamiales; Oleaceae.